CCGUGCAAAACUAAAACUGAACUGACUGAAAUGUCUUUAAAACUGAAAAUAGAAAGUUGAACGUCAUAUAAAUACAGUAAAUAACAAUUAAAUCAUGCUGAAUUUCUAAGUGUGUCUUUAUUUUGAUUAUGUGUCUCAAACCUGAAUGAUUCUGAUUGCAUUAAUGAAACAGCACUACUGCUUUUGAUUGUGAUUUAAAUUCAUGGAGUCUAAUGCCGAUUAAAAUCAAGCAAAAAUCAAGUGUUCUGGAUUUGACUAACAGAAUGGGUGAAAUUCUGCAUUCAGACUUAGAAUGUCCUCCUUCUCCUGCACGUCUAGAAUACACAUCGGACAAACACCCUCGCCAUACCUUAGAAGCUAUCAAUUUAUUAAGGAAGCAUAGGGAGCUUUGUGAUGUUGUUUUGAUUGUAGGAACCCGGAGGAUAUUUGCCCAUCGAGUAAUACUUUCGGCAUGUUCUCCCUACUUCCAUGCCAUGUUUACUGGCGAAUUAGCUGAGAGUCGGCAGACUGAGGUGACAAUCAGAGAUAUUGAUGAGCACGCUAUGGAGUUACUUAUAGACUUUGCUUAUACAUCCCACAUCAUUGUGGAAGAAAAUAAUGUUCAAGUGUUAUUACCUGCCGCCUGUCUCCUUCAAAUGGCUGAAAUACAGGAAGUAUGCUGUGAGUUUCUUAAAAGGCAAUUAGACCCAUCAAAUUGUUUAGGUAUACGUGCCUUUGCUGACACACAUUCGUGCAGAGAACUUCUUCGUAUAGCAGAUAAGUUUACGCAACAUAAUUUCCAAGAGGUGAUGGAAAGUGAAGAAUUUCUCCUGCUUCCUGUUAAUCAAUUAAUAGAUAUAAUAUCUAGUGAUGAGUUAAAUGUUAGGAGUGAAGAGCAAGUAUUUAAUGCAGUAAUGUCAUGGGUGAAAUAUAAUAUUACAGAGAGACGGCAACAUUUGCCUCAGGUUUUACAACAUGUCAGACUGCCUCUUCUUAGUCCGAAAUUCCUUGUUGGAACAGUUGGUUCUGAUUUAUUAAUAAAGAGUGAUGAAGCCUGUAGAGAUUUAGUAGAUGAGGCUAAGAAUUAUCUACUUCUACCUCAAGAAAGACCUUUGAUGCAAGGUCCACGUACAAGACCCAGGAAACCUGUUAGGAGAGGAGAAGUUUUGUUUGCUGUUGGUGGAUGGUGCAGUGGUGAUGCCAUUGCAAGUGUUGAAAGGUAUGAUCCCCAAUCCAAUGAAUGGCGUAUGGCUGCACCUAUGAGCAAACGAAGAUGUGGCGUGGGAGUGGCCGUUCUGAAUGAUUUGCUCUAUGCUGUUGGAGGACACGAUGGACAAUCAUAUUUAAAUAGCAUAGAGAGAUAUGACCCACAAACAAAUCAAUGGAGCUGCGAUGUAGCACCUACAAGUUCAUGUCGCACAAGUGUAGGUGUUGCAGUUCUAGAUGGUUAUUUAUAUGCUGUUGGUGGACAAGAUGGAGUGUCAUGCCUUAAUUUUGUUGAAAGAUAUGAUCCGCAAACUAAUCGUUGGACCAAAGUUGCUCCCAUGAGCACAAAACGGUUAGGUGUGGCUGUUGCAGUCUUAGGUGGCUACUUAUAUGCAGUUGGUGGAUCCGAUGGUUCAUCUCCUCUUAAUUCAGUUGAGCGAUUUGAUCCAAGAACCAACCGCUGGAGUUCAGUAGCUUCCAUGGGAACAAGAAGAAAACACUUGGGUUGUGCUAUUUAUAAUAAUAUGAUUUAUGCUGUUGGUGGAAGAGAUGAUACUACAGAAUUGAGCAGUGCUGAAAGAUACAAUCCUCAAACAAAUCAAUGGCAACCAAUUGUAGCAAUGACAUCUAGGAGAUCAGGGGUUGGUUUAGCUGUGGUGAAUGGACUUCUGUAUGCUGUUGGUGGCUUUGAUGGCACAUCCUAUUUAAAAACUAUUGAAGUGUAUGAUCCAGAGCAAAAUCAAUGGAGACUGUGUGGAAGUAUGAAUUAUAGACGCUUAGGGGGUGGAGUAGGUGUUGUUAGGUUACCGCAUCACGAAGCUCAUUAUUGGUGACAGCAGGCUUUUUGAGGGAUUCUGGGAGAGUCCUUUCUUGGAAUGAUAAAGUCUGAAAGCUUGUUUUUCAUCAUCUGUUGUAUUUAUUUUUGAAUCAUUUGUGAAAGUUUUUUUCUUCCUGUUAUUUAUAUGAAUUUUUUCUAUUUUGAGCGCCAAAUUGUAAAUAAUGGGUUGUACUGUGGGGUUGUGGUCGCUAAUGAAAAAUAAAUUGACAGACCUUAUGCUUAUGUAUGAGGACUUACGAGAGAUAGAUAUAGAUUCUUAUGUUUGUAAUUAUAUAAAAAAAGAUGUACUAUAGUUUGGUAGGAAUUGUAUUAUAAAAUUUUAUUUAUUUCAGAUUCUAUAAUUUUGUGUUUAGAAUUUUACUUUAAUUUGACUUUGGCAAGUGUGGAAAUUUUCAUGUUUUAAAGUCUGAAAUUGCUGAAUUGUAAAUUAUUUUGUUCAGAAUGUAAGUAGUGAUUUAUAUUUUUAAAUGUGUUUAUUUAUUAUUUUUGUUUUUGCAGUUUCAUAAAAAUCAUGCGAGCUAUAGAUGUUUGCAUAAGGAAAUUAAUUUCUGAAGAUUAAGUACUUUUUUAAAACUUUUAUUUUUAUGAUUUAUAUGCAUGAUUUUGUUCAAAAGUUUAAACUUCCAAACAUUUUUCUAUCAUAUUUGUUUUCUGCCACUGUACUUGUAGAGUAAUAGUUUUUUUUAAAAAAAAUUUCUUACAAAACAGAAAAUGAUUAAAACACAAAAUUGUCUAAAAUUCUACGAAAAGAGUCAUUUUUUUCCCCCAUGUUGUACAAACUUAACUUUUUAUAGUGUACAUAAUGUUGUUAUAAAUCAAGUAUAGCUUCAGCUGAACAGGAAAUAUUUAGUUUUUCCUUUUGCUACAACCUGAAAAAAAAUCUUACAGUAAACCUAGAAAAGGACCAAGCAUAGCAUUAAGCUGUAAGAAUCCGAAAAAUUUAAAAUAACAAUUUUGUCAAUUACAAUUAUCAUUUCUAUACUCCAGUGCAAUGUGGUUAAAUUAACUAGGUGGUUACUAAAAUCAAAUAUUCUAAGCUUUGUAUGAAAAAGUUAAACAAUUAUCUAAUUCUAUUCUUAGUUUAGCAAUACUAUUUCCUAAACAGCUGCAAGUAAUCAUUGAUUUUUUUCUAUUUUAUUUAUUUUUUUUGGUCUUUUUAAACUUAUUUUUAUUCUUAAUUACAAAUAAGAUUAUAAAUGGCUGUAAGUAUUGCUAAUGUAACAAAAUUUAUUGACUGCAUUGCCUUCAGUUUUAAUUUAUAAUAAUUUCUUAAACAAAAGUGAAACCAAAUUUUUCUUCUUCAUUUCUUGUUUAAAGCAUAACAGUUAUAUAAAUAAUAAACUUUUAAAAUUUUUUAUUUAAAACUAAAUAUAAAUCUAAAAUUUAUCUAAACCUCCUAUCUAAAAACCUAUCUAAGUAAUAGGAAAACUUGAAUAAAAUAAUAAAUCUUAUUUCUAAAAUUAAGUGGGAACCCUUAAAAAAAUAAAACCAAUAGUAUUGUUAUGUUUUUUUCUAGUUUUGGUUAAAAAGAAUUAUAUUACAUUGUUGUUGGUCAGUAUAUUACAGGUUCUACAAUUUUUUAUUAGUCUUUAUUUUAUUAGUUUAUGAGCUUUUUGACUUCAAAGAUCUUGAUCUUUAAAGAUGAAAGACUUAGAACCCGUAUUUCUGUUAAUCAAGGUUAUUCUGUAGAUUUUCAUAGCUCUUCUAAAUAUAAAACUACAAUUUAUUUGACUUAUUUGUUUACCUAAUUAAGUCAAAUAAAUUGUAAAUCCAAUAAUUAUUAAUUUUAGUUUAGUUAUCAGACAUAACUAUUUUUGCAAAAGUUAGUGCAAGAAAUCUAACAGGAUUUUUCAAAGCAGAAAAAUAAUAAAAGUCACAGUUUAAGUGCUUUGCAGUUCUAACAAAGCUAUAAUUUCCAACUAUAUGUACCAUCUUGCCAAAAGUUGUUGCCAUCUUGCCAUUAUCGUUGUUUUAGAAUGGACAAAUAACUGAGAUAUGUAUUAUAAAAAUUAUCAAACUUUUUUAAAAGAUGCCAAUUUGGUAGAUAUGUAAAUCCUCAAAAUCAAUGCAUAAUUUUCAAUUUUUGCUAUUUUUAUGAGCACAUAUAAUGCAGCGUUGUAGUAUCUUUUUAAAUAUUAAAAAAUAAGAUCUCAAAUGCUUUUCAUUAACACAAAACUUUGUUUUUUCUUUAUAUUGACAUUUUGUGCUAUUUUCAUAAUUAGCAUAGAGGGCCUCAGAUGGAAAUAGGCUAAUCUUGACCAAACAGUCAUGAAUAACUGUUUAACACCUAUAGCAGUUAUGAAAAUAAUAUAUUAUUUGCAAACAAGCUCUAUUUCACGCUAUGACUUAUACUUCAAAUAGCAGCCUGACAGGAGAAAAAGAUGUAGUUUCAAUUUCACAUCCUUUUCUUUCCUUACUUUUAAUAUUUCAUUUUUAGUCAUACUAUUUUUUCAUUGUAUUUUGUUCCUUGUUGCAUUUUUCAUAUACUUUUGCAUCAUUAAGUAUCAGAUCUUCCAUAAAAGCCUAACUUAAUAAAUUAAAUUAGUUCAAAACUAAUUUGAUUUUAUUGUGGUUCGUUAUAUUUUCUGUUUUUCUAAUGAGUAUUUAAAAAGUGGUCUAAACUGAAUUGUUAGAUAAUUCUCAUAAUUCAUUUUGUUAGAAUGUUUUUCUUUUUAUAUUUUAGCAUAUUUCCUAUUAUAAUUACUUUUCAAAAACAUAUAUUGGGUACAUUUCAUAUAUUGGGUAUGAAAUGAAUAUUAAAAAAGCAUAUAGCCGAUUUAGUUUCUUCAAUCAUUUAAUUUUUUUGCAGUUUUGGUCAUCUUUUUCACUGUUAUAGUUUUUAAAGCAAAUUUUUGUAAUAAACUAUUUUUGGAUAUUAUAUUGAAUUUCUCACUUUUUAUUUUAUGUAAGAUUUUAAAUACUAAUGUGCUUUUUUUCUAUAAUAAGUAAUUUAUUAAUUUUUUUAGUUCAUUUAAACUAGGAUAAUUACAAUUGAUUUCUCAAAGUAUGUGAACUUUUAUUUUAAAUGUCACUAUCAAUUUUUUAGCCUCUUUAAACUAUUGCUUACAUUUUCUUUUUAAAUUCGAUUUUUGAUACCAAUUUAAACAUUUACUACUGGCAAAUUAGAACAUAUUCUUAAUGAAAUAACUUAUGUUAGUUUUUUUGUGAAAUUAAAGUAAUUUUACUUUAUUUUCUGCUAAUUGAAAGUUUUAAAUGUGCAUUUGUGUAAAAAAUGCAAGCUUCCAAAAACUGUUAAUAAGAAUUGCAAAUGAGGCAAUGGUGUAAAAUAUCUUAUAAUACAUUAAAUAAAAGUUUAUAAUAGCUAUAAAAGUUAUAUUGCUGUUAUUUACAAAAGGAAAACUUUUCAUGGGAAGCAUUUAUAUUGAAAAUUUAAUUUUUUGUGCUUUUUAUGUUUUAAAAUUAUACUCGUACAAAGUCAUAUCUGACAAAAAUUUAUAACAUGUUAACAUUUACUUAUGUUAUUUUUGGAAAUAAGUCUCCUUCCUAUAUGUCAUUGUUCUAAUGACUAGCCUUCAAUUCUGAACCAUGAGAAAUAUUUCAGUGUAAAUAUGGCACUUAUAUACCUGU
This is a messenger RNA of Parasteatoda tepidariorum (common house spider), 5611 nucleotides long. It is a transcript of the gene dbo, whose product is annotated as Kelch-like protein diablo. Gene Ontology annotation, molecular function: protein binding. The record is from RefSeq and is a predicted model, not a curated record. Lineage: Eukaryota; Metazoa; Arthropoda; Arachnida; Araneae; Theridiidae.